Molecule: messenger RNA, 1427 nt
Organism: Eruca vesicaria subsp. sativa (arugula)
Lineage: Eukaryota; Viridiplantae; Streptophyta; Magnoliopsida; Brassicales; Brassicaceae
Source: the annotation of a GenBank genome assembly
AUGGGUCAGAAAGAUGCUUACGUUGGUGAUGAAGCUCAGUCCAAAAGAGGUAUUCUUACCUUGAAGUAUCCAAUCGAGCAUGGUAUUGUAAGCAACUGGGAUGACAUGGAGAAGAUCUGGCAUCACACUUUCUACAACGAGCUUCGUGUUGCCCCUGAAGAGCACCCAGUUCUUCUCACUGAGGCACCUCUUAACCCUAAAGCUAACAGGGAGAAGAUGACUCAAAUCAUGUUCGAGACAUUCAAUGUCCCUGCCAUGUAUGUUGCUAUUCAGGCCGUUCUUUCUCUUUACGCUAGUGGGCGUACUACAGGUAUUGUGCUCGACUCUGGUGAUGGUGUGUCUCACACUGUGCCUAUCUACGAGGGUUAUGCUCUUCCCCACGCCAUCCUUCGUCUGGAUCUUGCGGGUAGGGAUCUCACAGAUUCUCUAAUGAAGAUUCUCACCGAGAGAGGUUACAUGUUCACCACUACUGCUGAGCGAGAAAUCGUCCGUGACAUCAAAGAGAAACUUGCUUAUGUCGCUCUUGACUUCGAGCAAGAGAGCGAGACAGCUAAGAGCAGUUCUUCAGUGGAGAAGAACUACGAGCUACCUGAUGGACAAGUCAUCACCAUCGGAGCUGAAAGAUUCCGUUGCCCUGAAGUACUCUUCCAGCCAUCACUCAUCGGAAUGGAAGCCCCUGGAAUCCAUGAAACAACAUACAACUCCAUCAUGAAGUGUGAUGUGGAUAUCAGGAAGGAUCUAUACGGAAACAUCGUCCUCAGUGGUGGUUCAACCAUGUUCCCAGGAAUCGCUGACCGUAUGAGCAAAGAGAUCACAGCACUCGCGCCGAGCAGCAUGAAGAUCAAGGUGGUCGCACCGCCUGAGAGGAAAUACAGUGUCUGGAUUGGAGGAUCCAUCCUUGCAUCCCUCAGCACUUUCCAACAGAUGUGGAUCUCGAAGGGAGAGUACGAUGAGUCGGGUCCAUCGAUUGUCCACAGGAAAUGCUUCUAAGUGGUUUCUUGUCUCAGUGUUGUUUACAAAUCUAUUUCCCAAAGUUGAGAUGGGAAGUGAAACGAUCUGUUGUUAUGUGGUUGUUGUUGUCUUGGGUCUCUUUUAAAAACCUUCUCUCGAGUCUUGUGUUCUUUUAGUUUUUUUUUUUUACAUCUGUUUAUUAUUUUCUCUUUAGGAUGCUUGUGAUGAUACUGGUUUUUUUUGUCCUUAUUAAGCAAAAAAAUAUCAUAUUCUAUUUGGUCGAGGUUUUGAGUUUUCUUUUGUUCAUCACGGAGAACAAUCUUUUAUUUGUGUGGAACACAUUUUCGUAUCCAAUUGUCAUUUAAACCAUAACGAAAGUUCACAAUGGAUGGAAUGUGAAAAUUUACCUGACGUUGUCGUUUCAACCCCGAUUGCUACGUUUGGAGACCAACCCCGAUUGCUACGUUUGGAGACCA